UUAUUGUCUUAUCCACACUCGAGAUUCUGAAUUGAGAAAGAUCUUGGAAGCAAAAAACAAGAAAAAGAAAAGAAAACUUAGUGGACAACAGGAUGAGCAUGCUAGACCACCAACAUCAAAACCAAAUCCAGGUCGCCCAGGCGUAAGAACUUAUACAAAAAGACCAAAAGUAAUCGACCUAGGUAGUGUAUUCAAUAGUAAAGUCAUUAAUCAUAGACAUAUGCCUUUUAUAUUAUUUUAUAUUACCCAGAAAUGGUGGCAAUGAUAGAGAAAACACAGUGAGAAAUCGCUCGAAUCCUCCCAUAUGGUCUUUUAUAAGUCACCAAGAUUGUCACCUAGUUCCCUCGCCUUGCAUAUCUCUAAUAAAAUUUGAGUUUCAAUUUCACAUAAAUACUGUGUUUCAAUGGAUUUAGUACACACGUGCCAAAGGUGAUAUCGCUUUUUAGCAUAUACUGGGGAGGUGGAUAAUGCUUUUCACGCAAUUUGAUUGGUUGCUCAGCUCCGGAUAUCAUUGCACUAUUCACCUCCGGAUAAAAACAAAAUGGCGUUCCAUUUCCUUCCGGUUUAUACAGACUAUUACGAGAGCUGAAAUACAGAUUAUUUUAAAACUAUUUUCCGAAUUUUCGUCGUUUUUUUGGUCAUUUUUGUUUUGAUGUGGUAUAUGCUAAGACAAUUAUUCACCUCGGUGUCUGUGAGUAAUGCAAGGAUAUUCAUCUCAACGCUUCGCGUUUUAGUGAAUAUAUGUUAUUCACUUCCACUUCGGUGAAUAAUUGUUAAUUAUUCUACAGUACAUAUACCAUUGAAAUGAAUAUAACAUAUACUGUACUGUAUCACUGAUUCAUAAGCAAAUAAUUUGUUGCGAGUUUGAUAUAUUGGACUUUUCCCAUGAGUAUGAUUUCCCAUGGGUUUGAUAUAUUGGGCUUUUCCCAUGUUCUUACUUCAGUUGUUUGUAUUUUUAAUAGUUAAGUGUUGUGGUGACCACAACAAAUUUUAUGGUACGAAUUUAUUAUUUAGGUGCGGAAUACAGACGAGACGAUGUUUUAAGAGUCGAGAGUUCAUGGCAUGGUGAUUAUGAAAGUGAUUCUGAAUCGCUCGAUAAUGAUGUGGAUGAUCCAUUAAGGUCAGGAAUUACACCUGGGGCCGGUUGUUCGAAAGGGCGUCAACGUCGCCAACCACCGUUUAACUCGCUAUCCGCCGGAUAAAAUUUAAACGUUUGAUAAUUUGCGUUGCACAAAGCCCGUUUAGCGCUAUCCACCGGUUAAAUUUCGGCUAUCCGACGGAUAAAGUUUAUAAACAGUCUCGUGAGACCGUUUAAAUCGCUAUCCGGCGGAUAAAAUCGAGGUUUGAAGACAAAACAAUGGGUAUUUCGGAUGAAAAAGGGUGGGAUAGAAAUGCAAAAAUCCUGUUGAGUAUAGUUACCUUUUUAAAUCCAAUGACUUUGGAAAGCCAAACAAUAUACAAAUAUUAGACAACAAGACGCUGAAAUUUUGUUCGCUCGCUUCAUUGCUUUGAUCAGCCAAUCAAAACUUGGGGUAAAAUGUUCUUAAAAUGUUUCAAAAAAUAAAAACUGAAAAAAUACAACACAACUCACAGUUAUGGCUAUUGCCUUCGGCUUUUAGCAUAAAGAAGCAAGAAAUCUUUAAAGAAAUAUGAAUAAGGAAAUGAAAAACUCAGUAUUAUGUGAAAAUGAGAAGUUUGAUAUACAGUAGUAUUGCAAAGAAUGGACGAGAAAACUCCAAAUAUGAAUAACAACAAACUUUAUUAUACAUUUAGUAUGAUUCUCGUUCCUGAUUGGUCAGAGAGCACCGGAUAAUUAACAAUUAGACAGCGAAGCCGAGUUGACUAUUCGCUCAGAGACAACGAGGCUGAGUUGUCUAAUUGUUUUAGUAUAAACCACAUAAAGAAAACGGAAUUUUUCACUUGAUUUAAAUGUAAAAUAAUAACUUUUUAACGAAAUGAGCUUUUAAAUGGCUUCUUUUGGCGACAUUUCGCCUCGGCUUUGCCUUUGUUGACAACUACUCAGUGUUGCGAACUCCCAAGAAUGACUUGAAAAAUACAACUUGUCAGUUUUAAAAAACUUUAAAAAACAUGUCGUAAAACAGUGUAAUAGUAGGAGACCGUUAUUCAAACAAAGUUUGGUUAAUUAAAAGAAGGAAACAAGGCUUAAACAGUCCAGAAUUUUGAACACAAAAUGGCUUCCCGAAUUGUUACUAACUUAGUAAAUAAACUUUACGUUAAAAAGCCGAAUAGAAAUGCACACACAAAAGAAUCCGAUUAUCCGAAUGUCGUUGCAUGAAAUCUUUAAAAUAUCUGGAACAUAAAGAGGCAAACCAUUUCCAUAAUCUAGUAUACAUAGACAAUAGUUUAGAUAAUUAGAUUAAAAUUUAAUUGAAAACUGACUCGACUUAAAAAGGUUCGAAAAGGCGAAAAACAAACUCGGCCAAAAUGUCAACAUCUAAACGAAAAAAACUCUUUAAAAUGAUAGCUAAAUACAUGAACUCGUACUUAAAACAAGCACACACUAAAGAGCUCAAGGUUGAGAAAAUAGUGGUAAAUAGGUACAAAGUAUUGUUGAAUUUCAACGCUUCUGCUCUGAAUAUUAACAAACAUUGUGCAUAUAUUUUAAAAAAUCGCUUGUCACUUUCAUGUUCAAAACGACCAAAGUUGAGAAAACUUUAAAAUUUUACCGCAUGUGUCAGCAGUUUCCAAGAGUCUUUGUUUGUGUGUAAUCCAGAACCAAAAUUAGGCCAUUUUGAGAAGCUUUUUCCCUUUUAUGCAGCUUUUAAUACUUAACAACGGCCAUUGACUCUCGCGCCCUUAGCCGCUUGUUGCUACUAAUAGGCUAUCACUAAUAGCCUACUAGUAGCGUAGCCAAUCAGAACGCACGAUACAUGAUAGCCUACUAGUAGGUUUAUACUAAUUCUCAAUAUCCGCUACUUAUUAUAUGGCAAGCAUUUGUUUUGAUGAAUCGUGCAAUUUGAUUGGCUGCUGACGAGGCAGGAUUUUCCCGUAUUGCCCACGGGCAAUACGCAAUUUUUAUUGCCCUGCGACGAGAGCAGAGUUUCAAACGGCAAAAAGAGUCUAAAAGUCUUUCAAACUAUUCAAAACGAAGAAAAAUAAACCUAAACUAAAGAAAGGAGCACCUUCUGUGGUUAAAGAACUUUCUCAAUAUGUUUUUGUUAGCGAAAGUCGAAAUUACAAGGUAAAUUUUACAAUGUUUAUAACUAUUAAACCAGUCAGGAAUAGCUGUGUUUUGACUUUGUGAAGAGCUGCAAAUUUUAUUUGCAGAUAGCCGAGGAAUUUGACACCAUCCUAAAUAAAAACUACAACUAAAUCAGCCACAGAUUUAUAUUUUUUUCCUGAAAAUUUCUGUUUUUGCUCGAUAAAAAGAGACAUAUUUAUGAGAUGAAGCGAACUAAAAACGUACUUGUCCAUACUGUUUAUUAAUUUUAUUGUUUUCAUAUUUGUAAUUGUCUUUGUCUUUGAUUAAAUGACGAAAUACCUCGUUUUUUUCUUGAAAUACUAUCCAAACUGUGUUACUAUUGUAUAUAAAAAGAGCUGUGGAGUAGUUUUACUAACCAAGAGAACAUUUUUUACAAUUGUUCUUUUUUGCAAAUGUUUCGGACUUUGUACUUUGCCCUCGCGUGACUUUUUUUUCCAUUUUUUACAAACGUACAAUGCCAUAUAAUAAAAAACUUACUGACCUCAACCGUUCGGGCAGUACGGGAAAAUAUCCAACCUCGGUCUUGCUGUAUUGACCUCGCUAUCGCUGGGUCAAUACAGCAAGACCUCGGUUGGUUAUUUUCCCGUACUGCCCUCACUCUCGGUCAGUAAGUUAUUAUUAUUACGUAAUUUCAGCUGCUGACGUACUCAGCGUCCAAUAAUAGUUUUUUUGGAUCGAACUUACAUCCCAAAAAAAUAUUGGACGCUGUCGUGCCCAAGCCCCGGUGCGGCCAACAACUCAAGCCCAAAAGCGCGCGAAAAUAAAAUAAACAAAAUGGCUCACAGUAGAUUUGCUUUUGAAACAUUAAUAAACUUCAUUAAUCGUUUUAUACGUUUCUGAUGUCUUUAAAUGUAUAAUAAAACAAUUAGGGACCGGUCAUUAUUUAUGGCAGGGGUGGGGGCCGAAGAGAAAAUGGUGGGGUAACUGAAAAAAAUAGUUGCUUUAGGUGGGGUGGCCAAAAAAUCCUUGCAUGCAGAGGUGGGGUAAAAAAAAAAUAACCUUACUUUAAUCACACACAAUACAAUAUAUACUACUAUCAGAGUUAAUAUGUGAUUAUUCUAAUUUUUUAAUAAAAUAUUAUUGCUUUCCAAAAUGUUGACAGAAACACCCCCCUCAACCCACCCGUAAAGGGUCAUUUUUAUAUUCAUUUACACACAAAAUCUCAAAGACUCCAAUUACCAGACAAAAUAUAUACUGCCUAUAUAUAGGGGCUGUUUAUAUGGUGCAACUGCAAGCCAACCCCAGGGUACCCAAGCUAGCCCAGUUUUGGCAAGAUCCUGCCUUUGUUGUUAUUUCUUACUAAAGUUCACCUUGUGUAUAUAUGGGUAAAGAGCGGGCCCAGCUAUAGCUAAGCGAGAUCCCGCCCCUUUAGCCUGAGAUCUUGCUUCAGGAAAAGUGACCUUAAGUCUGUAGCCCCUAACCCCGGGCAUCCAGCCUCACCCCCAUAUAAACAUCCUCUUAUUACAUAUCUCAAAAAGUAUAUGUACAGUCUAUUAAAUUUUCAGGAUUUAAUUUUUGGGCAUCUACACUUGAUACUGCAUAACUAAUAUUUAUAUCCAGUAUGUGCUUGUAAAAACCAUGUGGACAAUUCAGGUAGCAAAUCAUGAAAUAUGCCCCAUGCCCCUUGUGAAUCUGGAGAAUCAUUCCAAUGGCUAGUUCACAAUAUGUUCAACUCUAGCCUUUGGCAACUAGCUGUUUUUCUUUACUAGCAGAUCAUGUAUACAUGGAUAAAAUAAGAGAAAUCUAUUUACCCGUUUUACAGAUUAAUUUAAUUGUUUAUAUAAUCAUACUUGGAAUUCGGAUGAAUAUCUUUAUCUUCACACUGUAUAACAGCAACUUUUUCUCAUUAAUUUACAGUAACUUUCUAAAUUCAGAUAUUCUCACAUGGGACAAAUACUUUAGUAUCGUUGUAUUGUUUACGAAUUAAAAUAUUAAAUUGAUUUCAUAAACUUCAAGAAUUCCUUGGGAAUUCUUAAGGAAUUCCUUUAAAAUUCCGUGAUAAUACAUGUGAUUGUCUAUAGUAAGGAAAUAUUAAAGGAAUUUCAGAGGAAAUUUUAGAAUUUAGAUAGUUGCAAUCAUGGGUGAGCACAUAUUUUGUGAAACUGUUUCAAAAUAAAAUUGCAUUUUAAUUAAUAAAGAAAUGCAAGAAUGUGAAAGAAACCAAAUUAUAUACAGUGAAACUUUAAAGUGGGAAAGAGAUAGGGUGGUGAAAUACGGUUAGUGUUCUAAAAUAUUGAAGCAUAUGGUUAAUAUAUGUUUAUGGGACUAGCAUUUGCACUAUCUCGUGAAAAGGGAAUAUAGCGUUGAAUACAAACUAUAAAAACCCAUUCAUAUUUCAAUUUUACAAGUAGACAAAUUUUAAGCCUUCAGAUAACUAUAAUUCUUUAUAUAGUACCUUGCUAUUGUAGGGGUAACCCAUAAUAUAAAGGCAUGACUGUUAGUGUGCUUUAAUUACUCCACAAGAAAUAAGGGGCAAGGGAUAUUGGUAAACAAGUAUUACCAAUCAAUCCUAUUCCCUUUUAAUUAUAAUGUCCACUGUGGUCAAAGCACCCUAUAAUAAUUAUUAUUUACUCUCUAACAGCAGAUGAUCUUACUCAUCAAGGGCAAUUUUGUACCUUGAUGAGUAAUACGCAUACAAAAUACUAAACUGUUUCAUUACAUAUUUUAUGUCUGAACCUUUGACAUUGCAACAAAAUAGGUUUGGGUGGGGUAAAAAAAUUUUCUGGCAUUCCACCGGUGGGGUAGCUAGAAAUUUUGUUUCGAACAAGGUGGGGUAAUGUUUUUUUCCGGCUUCAUUAUACUUUCUCUUCGGCCCCCACCCCUGCCAUAAAUAAUGACCGGUCCCUUACUCAACAGUUGACAUUGGCAAGAAUUAUACUUGAUGUGUAUGGAUUGAGAAGUGACAACAUGAGGAUAUGGCGUCCAAAACGUUAUGCAUAUCUUGAUUAUAUGGGUGAUAAAGAUGAUUGUCAAGCUAUCAUUGUGACAUCCCAGUUUAUAUAUCAAUAUACUCGGCAGUGCUGUAGAAGUGGGGGGUCGCUUGGGGGCUGAGCCCCUCUUCUUGAAGCUCUGGGGGGGGGGGCUGAGCCCCCUCCCUUCUACUUUAGAAAAUCGAGAAUUAAUUAAGUUUCGACUAUCUAUAACAACAUAGUUUCAUAACCACAUCAGUGUUUCCACUCCCAAAAAAAUAAUUUCCUUCUCCAUAACCCGAAAUUUCCUUUUUUUCCACAAAAUUUCCUUCCAAAAAUCUCUAAAUAUCCUUCCAUUUUUCCUUCAAAAUUUUUAUCAAAAUUGACAGAUUUACCUGGUAAUUAACAUCUAAACUCUAGUAUUGAAACACAUUAUAUUAAUUUAUAGCAGAUAACUUUGUAUUUUGCCGGUUAAAAUCAGCUCAUAUUCACCCCCGCGGGGGACAAAAAGCAUAAUAAUUGGGGCUACUUGCUGUGGGUGCGAAAAGAGAUUCCAUAACUGUUUCUUGCAUCUCUGCCACGCUAAGCAGCCCCCCCCCCCCAAGUAGAGUCUGAAAAAUAAUACCCUGGGUACGAGGUUUGGUUGUUAUUUCAAUAUAGCGAUUCUGGGGUUCUGUUGCCAACUUUGGAAAAAAAAACCAUCUGUGAGAUGUCGCUUUGGGGGGCCCACGAGGCGCCACCAUGGUUGGCGCCGAGCGAAAAAUUUUAAAAAUAUGGAGUCUCUAGAUCGUUGGAAAUGGCAUUUUCAGAGUCUUUUUUUGCAUAAAAUUGUAUGAAAAUUGCCUUAUUCUUAGAAAUUAUGAGAUAAAAUAGAUUUCCUUCUCAUUUCCCUCCUUAUAACAAUAUUUCCUCCCAAUUUCCUUCCAAAUGCUAUUUCCUUCCAAAUUUCCUUCCAAAGGCCCAAAUUUCCUUCUGGACGGAAAUUUCCUUCCAAAUGGAAACGCUGAAUCACAUGCUUGCAGAAAAGAAAUUUUUUCGUCUUGGCAAACUUCAAGAGGAGUUCCAAGAGCAUGCACCUACAGAAAAUAUAAUGUUGUAAUCUAGGCUCUCUAAAAGGGCAUUCUCGUGUUGAAAGCAAUAUUUUACGCAUUCGCUAAGCUUAUUCAUAGUGACACAAACCUACAGUUGACGCCAACAUUUCUUCGUCCAUUAUGUUUCAUGCCAAGACAUGUCAGAGUUUGUCAUACAAACUUAAAUUGUGGUUUUGAAAACUUUGGGUUUGGAAAAGUCAUGUGGUACCAGCAAAAUGUUAGUACGCAGAUAGCAAGAGUUCCGUGUACCUACGUGGUACUUGCAUGGUUGAAAACAAAGAAGUACCAGACCGUAAUAUUGACGUACUUUCGGUACGUAAGUACGUGAAUUAUCGCACUCUGUCAUCCUUAUCCCUCCCUAUCCUCAUCUUUACUGUUAUUGCUGUUAUAAUUAUUAGUACCAUAACUUUGCUUGGUUGUAGGGAAUUAUCAAAAUCUUCAUUUUUUUGUUAUUUCACCUUUUAGAACAAAAAGCCAACUUCGUUCAAAGAAUGGUAAAGCGUGUUAA
Paramuricea clavata is the source of this 7731-nucleotide messenger RNA. The record is from the annotation of a GenBank genome assembly. Lineage: Eukaryota; Metazoa; Cnidaria; Anthozoa; Malacalcyonacea; Plexauridae.